Raphanus sativus (radish) is the source of this 1188-nucleotide messenger RNA. Its product is annotated as (S)-ureidoglycine aminohydrolase. The record is from RefSeq and is a predicted model, not a curated record. The coding region runs from base 109 to 1020 and encodes 303 amino acids. The transcript has 13 exons. Gene Ontology annotation, molecular function: ureidoglycine aminohydrolase activity. Lineage: Eukaryota; Viridiplantae; Streptophyta; Magnoliopsida; Brassicales; Brassicaceae.
UCUCUGUCGUAUUCCUGAAUGUUUUUUGAGUUUUUAUAAAAACAAAAGAAAUGAGUGAAAGUGAAGCACUGAAACCUGAAUCGUUAUUCCACUAAAUCCUCAGCGACAAUGCGCUCACUUCACCUAAUCGCCUUCUUCUUCAUCAUCAUCAUCAGUGUUUUUGUUAAAGCUUCGAAAAGCGAUGACGGGUUUUGUUCAGCGCCUUCGAUCACUGAAUCAGACGAGGAGAAGCCGAAACCAAUUUACUGGAAAGUCACGAAUCCAACACUCUCUCCUUCUCACCUCCAAGACUUGCCGGGUUAUACAAGAAGUGUAUACAAACGAGAUCAUGCGUUGAUAACACCUGAAAGUCAUGUUUACAGCCCUUUACCUGACUGGACAAACACAUUAGGGGCGUAUUUGAUCACACCUGCAAUGGGUUCCCAUUUUGUCAUGUACUUUGCGAAAAUGAAAGAAAUGUCAAGUUCAGGUUUACCUCCAAAAGACAUGGAGCGUCUUGUAUUCGUUGUCGAGGGUGCUGUGACACUGACUAACACUUCCAGUUCCUCAACAAAACUGACGGUUGAUACAUAUGCAUACCUACCUCCAAACUUUUAUCAUUCCCUGGACUGUGCCGAGUCUGCAACACUUAUUGUCUUUGAGCGGAGGUAUGAACGUCUAGGAAGUCACACAACAGAGCUUAUCGUUGGCUCCACAGACAAGCAACCAUUACUUGAGACUCCCGGUGAAGUUUUUGAGCUGCGGAAACUUCUUCCGGUCUCCCUUGCUUAUGACUUCAACAUCCAUAUUAUGGAUUUUCAGCCUGGAGAGUUUCUCAAUGUUAAGGAAGUUCAUUAUAACCAACAUGGUUUGUUGCUUCUGGAAGGCCAAGGCAUUUAUCGCUUGGGUGAUAACUGGUAUCCAGUUCAGGCUGGUGAUGUCAUAUGGAUGGCUCCUUUUGUUCCUCAGUGGUAUGCUGCGCUUGGAAAGACUAGGUCUCGGUAUUUGUUGUACAAAGAUGUGAAUCGGAAUCCCUUGUAAUCAAAAAGAUCCAAAUGACUUGAUGUGAAGAGUUCUUUGUUCUAGAAGCCAGAAUCUUGUUCUUUUAGCUUUCAGACAUAAAAAAAAAGCCUCAUGUGCCAUUUCCAUGUAUCAGCAGCUACUUUUGUUUGUACGAAGAAAACUAAUUUGAAAUGUCAGUUGCCUCUA